CGCGCCCGCCCCCGCCCUGGCCCCCAGCGCCCACCCGGUCGGCCCGGCUCAGCCAUGAUCAAGGCCAUCCUCAUCUUCAACAACCACGGGAAGCCGCGGCUCUCCAAGUUCUACCAGCCCUACAGUGAAGAUACACAACAGCAAAUCAUCAGGGAGACAUUCCAUUUGGUAUCUAAGAGAGAUGAAAAUGUUUGUAAUUUCCUAGAAGGAGGAUUAUUAAUUGGAGGAUCUGACAACAAGCUGAUAUAUAGACAUUACGCAACAUUAUAUUUUGUCUUCUGUGUGGAUUCUUCAGAAAGUGAACUUGGCAUUUUAGAUCUAAUUCAAGUAUUUGUGGAAACAUUAGACAAGUGCUUUGAAAAUGUCUGUGAACUGGAUUUAAUUUUCCAUGUAGACAAGGUUCACAAUAUUCUUGCAGAAAUGGUGAUGGGGGGAAUGGUAUUGGAGACCAACAUGAAUGAGAUCGUUACGCAAAUUGAUGCACAGAAUAAACUGGAGAAAUCUGAGGCUGGCUUAGCGGGAGCUCCAGCCCGUGCUGUAUCAGCUGUAAAGAAUAUGAAUCUUCCUGAAAUCCCAAGAAAUAUUAACAUUGGUGACAUCAGUAUAAAAGUGCCAAACCUGCCCUCUUUUAAAUAAAAAAAAAAUAAAGGCCACUCCCAGGUAAAAUCCAGGGGGAAAGUCAUCUAAGUUUACCAUGCAGUUGUUUACCAAAAAAUAGAGGAGGAGAGAAUUAACUUUUGCUCUUGGAUUUAAGUCAAGGUACUGUAUAGAUAUUGUGUAAAAUCAGUUUGGAAGAUCAAUGUUGGCUUUUCUUGCUCAGUGAUUUUAAAGAAAUUGAGUAGUUCUGGUAUGGUCUUUUUUUUUUUUUUUCUUUUCUUUUCUAAAUUGCAUUCCUAUGCCCACCUAAGGCAUGCCUCUCCUCCAAUGUAUUGGCUAUUACAGUAUUUCAGAUGUAUUUGAGACAUUUCUUAAAUUAUGUACAACCAAAUAUUGGUGUUUUGUAUGAAUCACAAGUGCAGCAUUCCUUAAUUCUUUCUGGUACUUGUCACAGUUGUUAUUUAAAGAACCAAGUAUGUAUUGCAUGAAAACAUUAUGACAUUUUUCUUUUAGUUUAAAUAAACUCCAAGGUAACUGGACUUCUAAGUACCGUUCUGUUCGCCUGAUACCUACUUUAGCAAUAAUUUUUUUUAAGACCCUCUGAUUCAACAAAGUAAAUAAAAGUAUAUUUUAUCACUGUUAA
This is a messenger RNA of Condylura cristata (star-nosed mole), 1240 nucleotides long. RefSeq names its product adaptor-related protein complex 3, sigma 1 subunit (gene AP3S1). Gene Ontology annotation, cellular component: intracellular membrane-bounded organelle; AP-3 adaptor complex; membrane coat. Lineage: Eukaryota; Metazoa; Chordata; Mammalia; Eulipotyphla; Talpidae. Bases 55 to 636 code for a protein of 193 amino acids. The record is from RefSeq and is a predicted model, not a curated record. The transcript has 6 exons. Gene Ontology annotation, biological process: Golgi to vacuole transport; intracellular protein transport.